This is a messenger RNA of Artibeus jamaicensis (Jamaican fruit-eating bat), 2852 nucleotides long. It is a transcript of the gene GPRIN2, whose product is annotated as G protein regulated inducer of neurite outgrowth 2. NCBI's taxonomy places the organism in Eukaryota, Metazoa, Chordata, Mammalia, Chiroptera, Phyllostomidae. Bases 192 to 1568 code for a protein of 458 amino acids. The record is from RefSeq and is a predicted model, not a curated record. Gene Ontology annotation, cellular component: plasma membrane. Gene Ontology annotation, biological process: neuron projection development. The transcript is spliced from 4 exons.
CUUGGGCCGCCACACCGGGUACCUGUGGCGGCCGCGGGAGAAGCGCUUCCGCCGGCCUGCACGGCUCCGGGCAGGCGACAGGGCUCAACUUACAUGGCCGGGAGCCUUCCUACCCCAGGAAGCCUUUUUUGAUCCAUCAUACAAAGCAUACAGCAGGCAUUCUCUGAGUAUCAGCUGUAUGUCAGGCACUCAUGAGCACCAGCCACCCUGAGCCAGGUGCCCAGGCACCCUUGAACCCCCGCCCACAGCCCCUGUCUCGGAGUUCUUCCAGCCUGCUGGGUGAAGGCCGGGGACAGAGGCCAAAGCUUCGAAAAAGUGCCAGCAGCACUGUAUGGCAGGCCCAGCCGGGCGAGGCCAGCACCAGUCCCCAGGUCCUGGAGGAAGAGGGGUACCAGGCUAAGAGCACAGAACAGGCACUGACCUCCAGCCCCAGACCACGGCCUGGUGCUGUGGGCCACUGGCGGAGCAGCACAGUGGGCAAUAUAUCUACCAUGGGCGGUGGUGACCUAUGUCACCUGCGGGCCCCCAGCACCGCAGCUGUGCAGAGGAGCCACUCGGACCUGGUCCAUAGCACCCAGACGCGGGGCCACAGUGGUGUUCGAAAGGCCAGCCUCAGCUGCUCAGCCCUUGGCAGCUCGCCAGUCCACAGGGCUCAGCUGCAGCCUGGCAGUACUUCUGGCCAGGGAGGGCAGGCCCCUGCAGCCCUGGAAAGAGACCUGGCUGCAGAGGCUGGGACUUCAAACUCAGCCUGGACGUUGGGAGAGAGUCAAGUGUGGGUGUCACCACUAGUCCUGGGAGGCACAACCACCCACAGCAGUAGCCCCAAGGCCAGGCCCAAAGCCACUGGGCAGUCGGCCACCACCUCCUGCCAAGCUCUGCCCCCAGCAGCUCAACUCUGUGGCUUGACAGAGGUGGGGGCCAGUGACUACUGCCAUGCUCUGCCUGCCCCUGGGGUCUUGGCCUUUCCCAAACUAGUAGCAUCAGUGAGUGAGUCUGGGCUGCAGGCUCAGCAUGGGGUGAAGUUCCAGUGUAGGUUGCCUGGGGGUCUUCCUGGGCAUUUCCACUGCUGCGCCCAUCCCUGGGGUCCCACUGGAUUAGCUAUGGAGCCUGGCGCCAGGACCAAGGAUGUGUGGACCAUGACUUCAGCCAGUGACUUGGCCCCAGUGUUGAUGGCCCCUCUGUCAGCACAGGAUGCUGGUGUACAGGCAGCCCCGAUGGCAGAGUGCAAGGCUGUGGCUACCAGCCCACCCCUGGAAGCCCCUGAGGCCCAGCACACAUUUCCAGAGGUAACUCUGGGAUCCAGCCUGGAGGAGGCAUCAUCUCCCGUGCAGGAUGUGCGAUGGGAUGCUGAAGGCAUGACGUGGGAAGUGUAUGGAGCUGCAGUGGACCCUGAGGUGCUUGGUGUGGCCAUUCAGAAGCACCUGGAGAUGCAGUUUGAGCAGCUGCAGCAGGCACCUGCCAGUGAGGACAGCCUGUCUGCUGAGAGUUGGAGGGGGCCACUACGAGCUGUCAUGCAGUCUCUGAGGCACCCCAGCUGCUGUGGCUGCUCCAGCGCAGCUCCUGAGUGAGGAGCUGUGGCCCUAAGAGCUGUCUUGGGCCCAUGGACUCAGCCCCCAACCAGAGACAGUGGAGGCCACGUGCUCUUUGGCAGCUUUGGACACAUCUCUGCUGUAGGCCGCUAUCAGACCACAGGACUUCAGUCUGGGGACUUCUUGCAACUUGCAGCUGUGCUGAGUUUUAAGGGCUUGAUUCCUAAGAGUCACAUCUCUGCACAUCUGGGCUCUGAACUUAGGGAUAGAGUUUUAGCAGUGCAUCAGGGAGAUUCUGAUAUUUCUGUAAAAAUAAUUGUCUUUUGCAGUCUCUUCAGAUCUCUGCAAUGAUUUCCCUUAGGACUCUCAGCGGCUUUAUUUUAGAACAGGGCUGAGACAUAAUGAAUCCUUGCCAUGACAUGUGGGGCCCCAGGUGACAGAUCGGCUGGGUCUUUAGAGAAGUGAACUGACACUGUCGAAGGCCUCCUGGGUGCCACAUACUGUUUGUUACUUGUUGAGUCUUCACCUCUUCAUUCCGUGUUACAGACAAAACCACAGACAUUUGGCAGGGUUCUGGCUAAAACACCUGGGCUGGACAGCUUGAAGUGGAGGGCUAGGAUGCAAAGCAGGGCUGGCGGAAGCCUGGGUUUUUUUACCUGCAGCAUGCCUGGUCAGUCAGGGAAGGGCAGCCAUGAACACGAAUUUACCUAGGCCACAUUCUGUGCCAGCUUCUAUGGAUUCCUUGGGAAAUGUGACAGGCUGUGCCUGCCCUCACUGUGCUCAUGUAGAAGAGAGGUACAUCUCAGUAUGAGGGUGAUGAGCUUUACAGAAAGUCCACAGCGUGCUUGUAAGAGCCGCCUUCCUUGUAGGUCACUGUGCCCACAGGAACAGAACAGGUGGCCAACUGUCCCCAAAUAUGUCACACUGCCUGAAAUUACACCAUUAUUACCUCAUUCCUUUGAUUUAGGGAUUUAUUUUCAGUGGGUACAGUUAUUCAAAGAAGAGAGGGUAGGAAUCAAUGGGAAAAGAGAAGGAACCUGGAUUGGGGUCUCCCACCUGGUGGAAAAUGGAAGGAGCUGUGAGGCCGUGGGGGGCAGGGAGGCCUGUGAGCCAGGGGAUUAUGGGAGCGGGGAAGCCCAGGACACCAGGGUACAGCCUGACUUUAUCACCCAAGGAUCUCUCCAGGCCUGUGGAGGAUGGGAGUGGGCUUGGGUCCUCAUCCUGGGGCUUCAAGUUGAAAAAUCCAAGCUCCUGAGACAGUCUGUCAGCCCACCCUGUGACGGAGCCAGAAGGUUAGUGUCCUGCCCAGGGUCACUGGGCAUG